Silurus meridionalis is the source of this 3317-nucleotide messenger RNA. It is a transcript of the gene ercc4, whose product is annotated as excision repair cross-complementation group 4. Gene Ontology annotation, cellular component: nucleotide-excision repair factor 1 complex. The coding region runs from base 339 to 3023 and encodes 894 amino acids. NCBI's taxonomy places the organism in Eukaryota, Metazoa, Chordata, Actinopteri, Siluriformes, Siluridae. The record is from RefSeq and is a predicted model, not a curated record. Gene Ontology annotation, biological process: double-strand break repair via homologous recombination; resolution of meiotic recombination intermediates; nucleotide-excision repair involved in interstrand cross-link repair. The transcript is spliced from 11 exons. Gene Ontology annotation, molecular function: damaged DNA binding; single-stranded DNA binding; single-stranded DNA endonuclease activity.
CUGUCACUGGAGAAUUAAUUCGGGUUUAUGAUGUUUACCUUUUUAUUUACAGCUUUUAAAGUACAUAUAACCGAAUAAUUUAAAUUGUUAUAUAUUUAAACCCGCAGCAAAACAUUUUAAGCGUUUUUUGUUUUGUUUUAGAUGUUUUCUAAUUGUUUUGUUUGUUAAUAAGAACACAAAGGCUGACUCCCAAAUGGCGGGCGCUUUUGUACUUAUUUUACACCCUGUGUAGUGCAGGUGUCUAGGGAACAGGGAGUGAUUUGGGAUUGAGCAGUUUGGAGUGAGUUAAUGACGCUGUAGUGAGACUUGGUAAAGUGUGAAGGAGACACGGAGAAACGAUGGCGGGAGCGCUGCUGGAGUAUGAAACGGAAAUGUUCCUGAGUCUCUUCAGCACGGAUGGGUUACUGGUGACUGCAGAAGGACUCGGUGUUGAUCGGAUUUUGUUGCACUUUAUGAAGGUUUAUUCAGAGGAAGGCAGCCUGGUGCUCCUGCUGAACACAACCACACCUGAACAGGAGUUCUUUACAGAGCAGCUGAGAGCUGAAGGAGUGAGCCACCUUCCCCAGACUAUUACCAGUGAUGUACAGAGCAGUGAGCGCUAUCACGUGUACACCCAGGGGGGGGUGCUGUUUGUGACCAGCCGCAUCCUGGUGGUGGAUUUCCUCACUGACAGAAUUCCUGCUCACCUCAUCUCAGGAAUCCUCGUCUACCGUGCCCAUAAGAUCAUCGAGUCAUGUCAAGAGGCAUUCAUCUUGAGACUGUACAGGCAAAAGAACAAGACCGGCUUCAUUAAAGCUUUUACAGACAAGGCCACUGCUUUUUCUACUGGCUUCUGUCAAGUCGAGCGGGUCAUGAGGAAUCUCUUUGUAAAGAAACUCUUUCUCUGGCCAAGGUUCCAAGCUUCAAUGAACAGUGUACUGGAGAGACACAAGCCUGAUGUGGUAGAGCUGCAUGUGCAUCUCACUCCAGCCAUGAAGGCCAUCCAGAGCUCCAUUUUGGACAUCAUGAACGCCUGUCUGAAAGAGCUCAAGCGUUACAACCCGACUCUGGAGGCAGAGGACCUCUCGCUGGAGAACACACUGGGCAGUGCUUUUGAGAAAACCAUUCGCCAUUACCUCGAUCCCUUGUGGCAUCAGCUGGGCGCUAAGACCAAAUCUCUAGUGCAGGACCUGAAGAUCUUGCGAACUCUCCUGCUCUACCUCACGCAGUACGACUGCGUCACUUUCCUCAACCUGCUGGAGUCGCUACGUUCCAGUCAGAAAAACUUUGGCAGCAAUUCAGGAUGGCUGUUCCUCGACUCCAGCACUACAAUGUUUGUGAACGCCCGUAGCCGUGUGUAUCACAUUCCUGAGGCAAAAAAGAAACUCAAAGUCGGUGUAGUAGAAGAAAAACCGAACUUGCCUUUAAAAAAAGAGCUUGUGCUUGAAAAGAAUCCAAAGUGGGAAGCUCUGACUGAGGUGCUGCAGGAGAUUGAGAAGGAACUAAGCAGCUCUGAGCAUGAAGCAGGCCGGGUGUUGAUAUGCGCCAGUGACGAUAGAACGUGUGCUCAGCUGAAGGAGUACAUCCAAAAAGGUGCUGAUUCUCUACUCUUCCGCCUUUACUCACGCACUAUUGGUAAAGAUGAGUGUGUACCAGUGCCUGACAAAACCAAACAAGGUAACAGCCGGCCCAGGAAACAUGAAGGUAAAGUGACCAAAGGCAAGAGACCCCAGGCCAAAAAUACCAAACUCAGCACAAAGAAGCAGCGAGCUUCACUGACGCUCACCCAAAUGCUCGGGCAGCAAAACGAAGCCGAAUUGGAACAGAUGGGCAGCAGUGGUGAUGAGAGAGAACAAGAUGAAAAGCAAGAGGUGAAGGAAGAUGUUUUUCUAAACCUUACUUCAGAUUCCUACUACGGUGUCCUCCAAGAGCCCAUGACGGUCAUUCAUCCGCUGAAAGGAUGCUCGGAUCCGUACAGUCUGACGCGCGUGUUAAAAGAGGUCGAGCCCAUGUUUGUGGUGCUGUAUGAUGCUGAACUCAGCUUUGUUCGCCAGCUGGAGGUUUACAAAGCCAGCAGGCCAGGCAAACCUCUCAGAGUGUAUUUUCUUAUUUACGGUGGUUCCACUGAGGAGCAGAGGUAUCUCACCACUCUGCGUAAAGAGAAACAAGCAUUCGAACAUCUCAUAAGAGAAAAAGCCAGUAUGGUUGUUCCAGAAGAGAGAGAAGGCAGAGCAGACACAAACCUGGACCUGGAUCGAAGUCAGGAACCUGCAAGCGCUGCAGCUGACACUCGCAAAGCAGGUGGACAGGACGGAGUGAAAAAGCAGUGCCGGGUCAUCGUAGACAUGCGCGAGUUCCGAAGCGAGCUUCCUUCCCUCCUGCACCGGCGUGGGCUCGACAUCGAGCCUGUCACCCUGGAGGUGGGAGACUACAUCCUGACUCCUGAAAUCUGUGUGGAGCGCAAGAGUGUGAGUGACCUGAUUGGUUCGCUGCAGAGCGGUCGUUUGUACACUCAGUGUCUCUCUAUGAGCCGCUUCUACCGCCGACCCGUGCUGCUUAUCGAAUUUGACCCGGCCAAAUCGUUCUCACUCGUGGCCCGUAGUGACCUGCGUCAGGAAAUCUCAGCCAACGACAUCACCUCCAAACUGACCCUCCUGACUCUCCAUUUUCCCCGGCUGAGGCUGCUCUGGUGCCCAUCACCCCACGUCACUGCACAACUCUUUCAGGAACUUAAGCAUGGUCGGCCUGAACCUGAUGCUGCGACUGCUCAGGCCAUUACAGCAGAAUCCGAGCUGGUGGAAGAUUCAGUAGACCUGUACAACCCUGGGCCUUACGACUUCCUGCUCCGCAUGCCUGGAGUAAACGUUAAAAACGUAAGGGGACUCAUUAAACAUGCUGGCAGCCUGGCUGAGCUGCUCACUCUGAGCCAGGAAAAGCUGAGUGAGGUUCUGGGCAGUGCAGGUAAUGCCAGGCAGCUCCAUGAAUUCCUACACAAUACCAUGGACGAGGCUUCACAUCAGAAGAACAAACAAAGCAAGUCUUAGUACACAAACAAAACAUCGAAAAUGUAAUGCAUUUAUAUAAAUAUUAAAUGUUUAUAUAUAUUUAAGUGGGAUUUUUUUUUUUAGUUCAAUGUACAGUCUAUUAAUUUUUCACUUUUUAUACAUGUAUAUUUAAGAAAUUUGUAAAAAUAAAGAGUGAACUUUUUAAAUUUUGCCCUACAUUAGGAGAAUUUGACAGGGAAAGUGUGUGUGUGUUAUGUGUAUGUUUGCAGUUUUACCAUUUCACCAUCCAAUAAACCUAAUAAAUAAAGAUGUAGUUUGUAUAUUUACAAACCA